This is a messenger RNA of Penicillium verrucosum, 1971 nucleotides long. Its product is annotated as glycosyltransferase family 2 protein. The record is from RefSeq and is a predicted model, not a curated record. The transcript has 3 exons. The annotation marks the transcript as partial. Lineage: Eukaryota; Fungi; Ascomycota; Eurotiomycetes; Eurotiales; Aspergillaceae.
CUUGGAUUUCGUGAAAAAUCAAAGACAACUUGUUUUGUGGUAUUCUUCACAACCAUCUUCACAACCAUAUACAUCACCCUUGGAAUAUGCAACAGAAUCAAAAUCAUGCAACUCAACAGCGCAAAUUUCGCUUCAAUGUUUCCUGACAAUGUCUAUGAUGUUGAGGAACUUUCCCCUGAUGAUCGUAUCCUGUUUGCGCAGAAGUACCGGGAAUAUCUCCGCCGCAUAGCGCAAGCAGCAAUAUGGACCACCUGCAUCUACUUUGUAGUGCGGUUGUUUUUCACCUUGACAACUCCGGACCGAACAUGGAAGAUGUGGGUAAUGCUUGGCAUUGAGGGUCUAUUUGGUCACAUAUCCUUGAACCGCCAACGCUUGUCCUUAGCCGCAACAACAAAGCCCCCACACCGGUCACCCCGCAAGAGAUUACGCAGUAAUAAGAAUCUUCCCAGAGUCGACGUGUUGGUAACAUGCUGCGGAGAGCCAGUGGACAUCAUAUUGGACACAGUCCGAGCAGCAUGUGGCCUAGACUAUCCAGCUUCGCGGUUCCGAGUCCGGAUUCUGGAUGACGGUGGAUCGAUAAACCUGCACGACGCGAUUAUGAAGCUCAACACGAAGUACACUCACCUAUCCUAUCACACUCGCGGCAAACAAUCCGGGAAAUCCUUUGCCAAAGCAGGCAACCUCAACUACGCCCUGUUCUCCCUACAAACCGAAGACCCGCCAGAGUUCUGCACAGUCGUCGACGCAGACUCCAUCCUGAUGCCAGAAUUUCUACGUGCAACACUGCCCCAUCUACUUGCAGACCCAGAGGCAGCAUUACUCACCACGCGACAGUAUUUCUAUAAUCUGCCCCGCGGCGAUCCUCUCUCCCAGUCGCGGGCUUACUUCUAUACGUGUGAGAAUAUGGAACUCGAUCUUCUCGGCCAUGCACUGGACGCGGGAUCAGGCGCAGUCUUUCGUCGCGAUGCGAUUAUCGACGCGGGUGGAUAUCCGACUUAUUCCUUCUCCGAGGAUUGGCAGCUGUCGUUGAUCCUACGAGGGCUGGGAAAGCGCACGAUGCAGAUACAAGAGGUUCUGCAAUUCGGUCUCGUUCCUACCUCACUUGCUGGUCAUCUCAAACAGCGGAAUCGAUGGCACAUUGGACACUCUCAACAGAUUUCUGUGUUAUUCCCUUCUGUCAACAAGGCGGUUCCAGAGCAUCUGCGUUGGGAUAUUGCUCUUGGAGGGCUGUCUAUCAUGGCAGGUCUUGUGACCUAUUCAAUUGGCUUUGUUGCUCUGCCUUUUCUUCUUGUCUUCGAUGGUGGGUUUAUUCCUGCUGGAUCGGCGUUCGAGGUUAAGAUCCAGCUUGUUCUGGCCAUUGCACAUGUUGCAUCUACAUGGGUAUAUGACUGGACUCGAAGUGCACACGCGGGUGUUCCAUUUGUGCCAUUCGCACACGCAGAGAAUAGCUGGCUGGCUGCCGCCCAUUUAUACGCCAUUGCACGAUUCCAUUUACUUGGAAGCAAGCCAAAGGGAUCUUUUGUUACCGGAAGCACCGCCAAUUCGAGUGAAAACGCCACAUCCAUCUCGUCAUUCCAAAAGGCAUACAGAGAUACUCUUCAAAGCGGUGCUUUGUUGAACAUCUGUCUUUUUAUUACGAGUGUGGGAGCUAUGCUCUUUGCUGUCUGGGUGGCUGUCUCUGGGGAUGGACCGACGAUUCUCCAACUGCUUACCACAAUCGCUUGGCCACCGUUGCUGCACUUGUACUUUUUGGCUAUUGUCAACAAUUGGGUACCCGUUGUUUAUCUCUUCAGUUCCCCGACAUAUCACUCUAGAGACUCUAGAUUGCUCACCACAGAGAAAGGAAUAUCGUACCCACGAGCGGAGGUUGUGGAGGAACUUAGCUCCGACAAGUCUUUCCUCGGCCUCUGCUGCUCCUUUGUGGUGCCAAUUUUUCUUUUGGGGGCGCUAAUGGGCGUUGUGAUAUUAUAG